AUUUCCAGCCCCCACAGACUCCUCAAAUAAGAGAGCAAGACAUCACAGCAGAGAGGAGGAGCGGCUGCCGGGCUGAUAGAAGGAAGCCUGUGAGUCAGACAGAGCGGAGGGUGGGAGUAGACACACACACACGUUCCGAGAAAGCAUGGCUGGGGACAGCGAGCAGGCACUGCCCAAGCACUCCCCUCAGAAUGGGCAGCCUUUCCUCAUCGGGGUGAGCGGGGGCACAGCCAGCGGCAAGUCCUCAGUAUGCUCGAAGAUUGUUCAGCUCCUAGGGCAGAACGAGGUGGACCACCAUCAGAAGCAGGUGGUGAUGCUGAGUCAAGACAGUUUCUACCGAAUACUAACUCCGGAGCAAAAAAGCAAAGCACUAAAAGGACAAUUUAAUUUUGAUCACCCUGAUGCCUUUGACAAUGAACUUAUUUUGAAGACCCUCAAAGAGCUCAUGGAAGGGAAAACUGUACAGAUUCCAGUAUAUGACUUUGUUACCCACUCCAGGAAGGAGGAGACUUUGGUUGUGUACCCUGCAGAUGUGGUUCUGUUUGAAGGAAUCCUGGCUUUCUACAUGCAGGAGAUUAGGGACAUGUUUCAGAUGAAGCUUUUUGUGGACACUGAUGCAGACACAAGACUCUCAAGAAGAGUGCUUCGAGACAUUAAUGAGCGCGGGAGGGACCUGGAGCAAGUUCUUACUCAGUACAUCACUUUUGUGAAGCCAGCCUUUGAAGAAUUUUGCCUGCCUACCAAGAAAUAUGCUGAUGUAAUCAUUCCCAGAGGCGCAGACAAUGUGGUGGCCAUUAACCUCAUUGUUCAGCACAUUCAGGAUAUUUUAAAUGGAGGUUUAACCAAGAGGCAGACUAAUGGCUACACAAACGGUUUCACCAGCCCUAGGACCAGGCAUCCCUCUGAUUCUAACAGCAGUCGACCUCACUAAAGUGCUUGCUACACCAUGGACUCUGUACAUACUGUUUACCUAAACGCUGUAUAUUCCAAGCCCCUUUUGCUCUGGGAGGCCGUACGUAGCAGGAUCUUUAACUUGGAGAAAUGCGAUUUCAUACGGAAAGUGUGAUUGUUGCCAAGUACUGUGUAGAACGUGGGUCACUUUGGUGGUAGCCCAUGUCCACUCCUGCAGAACUUCGCUGGUUUGUGGGUUGAAAAAUCCAUGAACUUCUAUGCCAAUGCCGCCGCAUUCUUUGUUUUUUUUUUUUGUUUUUUUAAAAAAAACUCCAUUGGACUAGGUAAGAUGGGAGGGGUGGUUAUGGUGAUGGAGGAAUGAAUAAACUGCAAAACUUGAACAACCAUAGUGACUACUGCAAGAAUGAUAUCCAAAAAAAGCCACCUUGGAAUCCAAUAUAUAAAUAUAUACAAAUGUUAUAUAUAGAUAUGAGAUCUAUAUUUUUGUCUACAUGUACAAUUGUAAUAUUAUAUACCACAAAAGUAUUUUACAAGCUUUUGGUAUUCUCUGGGUAACCUUAUGGGCAGGGAGACUGAGCACGCAAGAAUCGGUACAGGGCACGUAAUGGGGUAAGGAUUUCUCUUGCUAGGCCCCUGCAUUCCUCUGUCUGCUGUUGUGCUGUUAGGGCGUUGCUAGACUGGGUUGGGCAAACGAUACUGACACCCGGUGUUGGUGAACGUGAUUCAUUGCUCUUUCCUCAAGCAGUUUCAUCACUGUUGCAUAACACUUUGAUAGUAUUCCCAAAAAGUUGUUUAAUGCGCUUCAUCUUGUUUCCUGUGACUGAAGGCUUCGUUCUGCUUAAAAUGAACUACUUCACUACUGUGAAAUUCUUAGAAAGUUUGCAGUCUAAUUUUUUUGUAAUUUUUUUUCCUUGGCAUUUACAACUGGUUGCUAAGUUCCAUUGCCAUAGUUUGAAAGUCAGAAUGGAAGAUAUGGGAUGGCCUGUAUAGAAAGAAAAGACAUAUAUAUUUUAUAAAAGGUCACCUGUUUUUUGGGUUGGUAGGGUCAGUGACCCAAACAAGCAAAUUUCAGUUGCAGGCUAGAGUAAAGCAGAAUAAAAAACAAAUAAAUAAAAAAAA
Molecule: messenger RNA, 2031 nt
Organism: Xenopus tropicalis (tropical clawed frog)
Lineage: Eukaryota; Metazoa; Chordata; Amphibia; Anura; Pipidae
Gene: uck2
Product: uridine-cytidine kinase 2
Biological process (GO): UMP salvage; CMP biosynthetic process; CTP salvage
Molecular function (GO): ATP binding; kinase activity; cytidine kinase activity
Source: RefSeq, marked provisional